AAGCACAGCGCAAGCAUUAUUUUCACGUUAGCGGCGUCUGCACCACCAAAUAGGAAUAGUCUGCACAUGCCAAGAGAAAUUAAAAAGACAUUUUUAUUUUAGCAAAGAAUUGCUCUGUAACCAUCAUGCCACUACGACAGAGUUUUCACCACAUAACACGUGCUGGACGGUGGGUUUUCUCAAAACCCAAAAAUGAAGUCUGUAGUCGAAAUUUUUCCAACUCAAUUCCUGUAUUAAACUCAGCUCUACGCCGAUCUUCACUUUUUGAUGCUGAAAAGGAAAAACAGCGCCAAGCUGUUGGACGCAUUGAAAAAAUUGAAGUGGAUGUUGUAUCAGAUUUUGGCAAUGAACUUUUAAUAAUGAAUAAAGAUUUGUCAACGCCUUACGAUUGCACCAAACAUAUUUCAAAGUUCGUGGGCCAAACAGCAGUUGUUGCCCUAGUGGAUUCAAAUCAGCCCUGGGAUAUGCACCGUCCAUUGUCUGAAGCGUGUAGUUUACAGUUUCUAAAGACAACUGAUAAAAAUCCCUGGAUUCCAAACAAUGUGUUUUGGAGGUCUUGCUCUUUUAUGCUGGGUGCAGUUGUCACAGAAGCAUUUAGGGAUGAUAUUUCUGUCAUAUUGCAUAGCUUUCCAUCCCCAAAUAUUCAGAGUGGAAGCUUCGUAUUAGAUGCCUACAUCGGCCUAGAAUCAUGGAUCCCGGCACCUGAAGAACUGCGCCAACUCUCCAAAGAAAUGAUUAAGUUGUCAGAGAGAGAGUUACCUUUUGAACGUCUCUCUGUGACACAAGAAGUAGCUGAAGAGAUGUUUUCUGACAACCCCUAUAAAAUAAACCACAUUUCAAAAAUAUUUGGAAACCACAAUGAAGUAGUUAUUUAUCGGGUGGGUAAUCAUGUUGAUAUCAGUCGCGGUCCAAUGAUGUCCCAUACAGGACUGAUUGGAAGGUGCACAAUAGCUUCAACUCAUUAUCUGAAGGAAGACCAGCUGUAUAGAUUCCAAGGAGUUGCCCUGCCUAAAGGACAUAAGCUUAAUCACUAUGCAUAUGGCAUUCUUGAGAAACGUGCCAUGCUUCUUAAUUCGCACAUGAUUCCAUCAGAGGCAAGUCUUAGUUAUGAACCAACUCCAGAGUAUGCCACAGAAGCAAAGGAAGUCAGUAAUUGAUGCAUUUUGGAAACCGCCCUUCAUGUCAUUAUCUGUUAUCGUAAUAAAUUACUGUUGUCUGUA
This is a messenger RNA of Frankliniella occidentalis (western flower thrips), 1220 nucleotides long. It is a transcript of the gene mRpL39, whose product is annotated as 39S ribosomal protein L39, mitochondrial. NCBI's taxonomy places the organism in Eukaryota, Metazoa, Arthropoda, Insecta, Thysanoptera, Thripidae. Gene Ontology annotation, cellular component: mitochondrion. Bases 126 to 1157 code for a protein of 343 amino acids. The transcript has 8 exons. Gene Ontology annotation, biological process: threonyl-tRNA aminoacylation. The record is from RefSeq and is a predicted model, not a curated record. Gene Ontology annotation, molecular function: threonine-tRNA ligase activity; nucleotide binding.